Messenger RNA from Ceutorhynchus assimilis (cabbage seed weevil), 867 nucleotides. NCBI's taxonomy places the organism in Eukaryota, Metazoa, Arthropoda, Insecta, Coleoptera, Curculionidae. The record is from the annotation of a GenBank genome assembly.
AUGACCUACAUACUUAUAAGAAAAUUCCUGAAAUUGUUUUUUAUUGCACAGAGCCCAAAUGGAAGUCAACCAUCGAGUCCCACAGAUGAAAUAUCAGUCCGGAGAAUAUCCUCAUUCAUGCUCCUACAAACCAGAGAACUGCCAGCAGCACCUACUGAUCGAAUAACCGACCAAAUCACCAAACGCACCUGGAUUGAAUACUCAAUCGUUAACAAUUUAGACAUUUUCAAGCUGAAUAUCGGGCACCGGAACCGAACAUUCAGCGCUGAAGAUCUCAUGGGCUUCAACAAUACAGGAAAUGUUUGUAUAUGGCCUUCCGAAGAAACGCUUAGCUAUUACGUUUGUUUAAACUUAGACAUGUUUGCUGGUAAAAAUGUUCUAGAACUCGGUGGCGGUAUGUCAUGUUUAGCCGGUUUGUUUGUAGCUAAGUAUAGUUCAGCAAAAAGUGUACUAGUUACUGACGGUAAUAAAACGUCAAUCGAAAAUGUUGCAGCGAUUUUGCAAUGCAAUUCGUUCGCUUGCAAGACAGAUUGCAGUGUUUUAAAAUGGGGCGAGCAACGGGAUUAUUAUAAGGAGUAUGAUAUCAUUAUUUCGGCUGAUUGUCUCUUUUUCGAUGAUGCUAGGGUGGAUUUUAUUAACUGUGUCAUUAAUUAUUUAUCAGAGAAGGGGAUGGCGCUAGUUAUGGCGCCUCAAAGAGGUGCUACUUUGGAUAGUUUCAUUUUACAAUCCGAAGCAAGAGGUCUUGUUUGCAAAAAAGUUAUGAAUUAUAGCCAGGUGGUGUGGGAAAAACGACUCGCGCUCAUUGAUAAUUGUGAAUACAAUGAUAAUAUUCACUAUCCCAUAUUAAUAGAAGUGACCAAAGCAUAA